This is a messenger RNA of Chanos chanos (milkfish), 681 nucleotides long. RefSeq names its product noggin 2 (gene nog2). The coding region runs from base 1 to 681 and encodes 226 amino acids. NCBI's taxonomy places the organism in Eukaryota, Metazoa, Chordata, Actinopteri, Gonorynchiformes, Chanidae. The record is from RefSeq and is a predicted model, not a curated record. Gene Ontology annotation, biological process: negative regulation of BMP signaling pathway; dorsal/ventral pattern formation; osteoblast differentiation. The transcript has 2 exons.
AUGUCAUUCAAACCCCCCACGCGGUCUAUUAAAAGUAUCGUCUUGCUCGUGCUGUCGCUUGGACUAUUUCUGCUGCGGCCGGUGGCUCAGCACCACCUGCGCUUGCGACCCUCUCCUAGCGAACAUCUACCAGUGCCGGACCUGAAAGAAGAUCCCGACCCGGAGUACGACCCACGAGAGCAAGAUCUCUCAGAAAGGACACUGAGAAAAAAACUCGGCAGCAACUUCGACCCCAAUUUCAUGUCUAUCGGCAUGCCACCGCAGUUUAAUUCCUCCAGCACUGCGCAGGCGCAACAAGACGCUCAGCUGGCGCGAGUGCCGGGCCCUAUGCCCAAUGACAUCAAGAAGCUGGACUUAACGGAGACUCCGUAUGGGAAGCGAUUGAAAGUGGGCAAGAAGGCGCGGCGGAAGUUCCUUCAGUUGUUAUGGACAUACACGUACUGUCCCGUGCUCUACACCUGGAAGGACCUGGGCGCGCGUUUCUGGCCACGCUACAUCAAAGAGGGAAACUGCUUCAACGAGCGCUCCUGCUCUUUCCCUGAGGGCAUGUUCUGCAAGCCGGUGAAAUCCGUUACCAAGACCUUUCUCCGUUGGUACUGCCAGGGCUUCCUGCGGCAGAAAUACUGCACGUGGAUACCUGUGCAGUAUCCAAUCAUCUCCGAGUGCAAAUGCUCCUGCUGA